Pogona vitticeps (central bearded dragon) is the source of this 2359-nucleotide messenger RNA. It is a transcript of the gene KCNJ9, whose product is annotated as potassium inwardly rectifying channel subfamily J member 9. The record is from RefSeq and is a predicted model, not a curated record. Gene Ontology annotation, molecular function: G-protein activated inward rectifier potassium channel activity. NCBI's taxonomy places the organism in Eukaryota, Metazoa, Chordata, Lepidosauria, Squamata, Agamidae. Gene Ontology annotation, biological process: potassium ion import across plasma membrane; regulation of monoatomic ion transmembrane transport. Gene Ontology annotation, cellular component: plasma membrane.
UCACCAUCAUCACCGCCGGGCGGCAGCCGGAGCCGGAGGAGCGCCUUCAGCACCCGCAGACUCCCAGAUGUUUGUCCGGCGCUCCCGAUGCUAAGAUGGCGAAGGAGAACUCCGCCUUCUCCACCAUCCCGGAGGCCCCGGCCUCGGACGCCAAAGGGCCACUCCCGGCCCGCCCGCUCAAGCCCGCCCUUGCCCGCCGCCUGGGCGAGGAGCCCGUGAAGGCGGAGAAGAAGCGGGGGCGCCAGAGGUAUGUGGAGAAAGACGGCAAGUGCAACGUCCAGCAUGGGAACGUGCGGGAGACCUACCGCUACCUGACGGACAUCUUCACCACCCUGGUGGACCUGAAGUGGCGCUUCAGCCUGCUGGUCUUCGUCCUGGCCUACGCCACCACCUGGCUCUUCUUCGGCCUCAUCUGGUGGUUCAUCGCCUACUGCCGGGGGGACCUGGACCACCUCGGGGACGACGCCUGGACCCCCUGCGUCAACAACCUCAACGGAUUCGUCUCCGCUUUCCUCUUCUCCAUCGAGACGGAAACCACCAUCGGCUACGGGCACCGGGUCAUCACCGACAAGUGCCCUGAGGGCAUCAUCCUCCUCUUGCUCCAAGCCAUCCUGGGCUCCAUGGUCAAUGCCUUCAUGGUCGGCUGCAUGUUCGUCAAGAUCUCCCAGCCCAACAAGCGGGCCGAGACCCUGGUCUUCUCCUCCCACGCGGUGAUCUCCCUGCGGGACGACCGCCUGUGCCUCAUGUUCCGGGUGGGGGACCUCCGCAACUCCCACAUCGUGGAGGCCUCGAUCCGGGCCAAGCUCAUCAAGUCCAAGCAGACCCAGGAAGGGGAGUUCAUCCCCCUCAACCAGACGGACAUCAACGUGGGCUUCGAGACGGGCGACGACCGCCUUUUCCUGGUCUCGCCCCUCAUCAUCAGCCACGAAAUCAACGAGCACAGCCCCUUCUGGGAGGUCUCCCGGGAGCAGCUGCGGAAGGACGAGUUCGAGAUCGUCGUGAUCUUGGAAGGGAUGGUGGAGGCCACAGGGAUGACGUGCCAAGCCCGCAGCUCUUACCUGGUGGACGAGGUGCUCUGGGGCCACCGCUUCAUGUCCGUCCUUUCCCUGGAAGACGGCUUCUACGAGGUGGACUAUAACAGCUUCCAUCAGACUUUCGAAGUCCCCACGCCCAGCUGCAGCGCCCGGGAACUUUCUGAGGCGGCUGCCCGCAUGGAUGCCCACCUCUACUGGUCCAUCCCCAGCCAGCUGGACGAGAAAGUGGAAGAGGGGACGGAGAAGGGAGAGGAGAAGGACGAGGGGGAGAAGGACAAGGAGGAGGGAGAGGAGGAGGAGGAGGAGGAGGAGAAGGAGAAGAAGAACGGGAACCUCACCAGCACGGAGAGCGAGUCCAAGGUCUAGCCGGAGGAGCCGAAGCGAGCCAAGAAAGCCAGAGGACCCCAAACUGGACGUGGGCGGCCUCGCUGAGAAGAGCCGGAUCAAGAGGGGAGGAAGGCAGGAAGGGCAGGGACGCCGGACUGGGAAAACCCAGGAGCCCCAGCACAGGCCGGACGUCCCGCUGGCCAGUGAACGGAUGGCAGCAUUUCCGGAAGGGCACCCGAGUCCAAACCCUGCCAAAGCAGCUGGUGGUGGAGGGAGGAUAGGAGACAGAGAGAAAACUGGGGAGUGACGUUAAAGGCGCCCCUAAGCAUACGUACACUCCCCCCUGUAUAAAUGCAGGCCAAGAGGCCACAAACGCGGGUGACAAAUAAAGGGAUAAUCAUGGAAUUCGAAGGCUAGUUCCCUGGACACGCUUCAGCUCCACGUUAGCCAGAGGGAGGCGAUCCUCUGUUUGGAGCGGUGGGUGAUGAUGGGUGGAGGGAAGAGCCACGGAGCAGCGGCAGCUCUAUGGGAGAGAGAAGGGGGGGGCCCGAAGGGGACGGGUGUCGGAAUGGGGCAGGUGUCCCCUCGGAGGCUCCCGAUCCUGUUCCUGCCGCUACGGCAGUCGGCCUUUCCAUGCAUCCUCCUCAAUCCUCCUGCUUCCUCUUUCUCCCCCCACCCUCUAUCUUCCCCUCCCUCUUAAAUAAACAACAACCACAACCCAAAAAUGGCUUUGAGAGGGCUCAAAGGGUGGCCUUUGUCAGCGCGGUCUCUUGGUUUCCUGCAUGGACCUAUUUGGAGAUUAGAACCCCCACCCGCAAAGGAAGGGGCCCAGCAGAAAGAUGGUUUAAAAGAAAACAAAAACCCAAAGGCAAACCCGACAUUAUCUCCUCUCUGUGCUGCUUAGGAACUUGCUGGAAUCAGAUAAGGGAAGCUUCCUUCCAGGGGAGGGCAAGUUGGCGCUUCAUCCAGUCCUCCUCCCGCAGAGGUAUUUUAGAAAA